Diaporthe batatas is the source of this 1281-nucleotide messenger RNA. RefSeq lists its product as uncharacterized. Gene Ontology annotation, cellular component: mitochondrion; cytoplasm. Bases 1 to 1281 code for a protein of 426 amino acids. Gene Ontology annotation, molecular function: L-kynurenine:2-oxoglutarate transaminase activity; pyridoxal phosphate binding. The record is from RefSeq and is a predicted model, not a curated record. NCBI's taxonomy places the organism in Eukaryota, Fungi, Ascomycota, Sordariomycetes, Diaporthales, Diaporthaceae. The transcript is spliced from 10 exons. Gene Ontology annotation, biological process: biosynthetic process.
AUGGCAUCAAAGGGGCCGGCGAGCGCAUCGGCGGGCUUGACGAAGACGACGGGGCUUGGGGGGACUUCGUCCAUUGUGAAUGACGCUGCUGACUCUAGCCCUUGCCAACCCGUCAUUAACUUGGGUCAAGGUUUCUUCGGUUACAAUCCUCCUCAGUUCGUAAUUGAUGCUGCCAAAAGCGUCUUUGACCGUGUUGAUUGCAACCAAUACGCCCCAACAAAGGGCAGAAUGAGUCUUAAGAAAGCCAUCGCGGAUAUGUACUCGAAGCUCUUCGACCGUCCUAUAAAUCCAGAAACAGAAGUGACCAUCACGACGGGUGCAAACGAAGGAAUGCUGAGUGCCUUUAUGGCAUUUCUUGAUCAAGGGGAUGAAGUCAUCGUUUUCGAGCCCUUCUUCGACCAGUAUAUCAGCAACAUCCAAAUGCCGGGGGCAAAGGUCGUGUACGCCUCGCUUGUGCCUCCAAAAGUCGGCGGCAGAGAAAGGACAUCGGCCCGGGAUUGGACUGUGGAUAUAGAUCAAUUGAAGGGAUUGAUCACUCUAAACACGAAAAUGAUCGUUCUGAAUUCUCCACACAAUCCCAUCGGAAAAGUCUUCACGCGAAACGAGCUGCUUGCUAUCGGAAACCUCUGUGUGAAGCACAAUAUCAUCAUGCUGUCCGAUGAGGUCUACGAUAGUCUCAUGUAUGUCAAGGGGACACGACUCUCUACACUAUCCCCUGAGAUAGAGAGACUCACUCUCACGGUCGGAUCCGCGGGAAAGAUGCUCUACUGCACAGGUUGGCGUGUAGGAUGGCUCAUCGGGCCUCCGCAUCUCAUCCAGUACGUCGCGGCCGCCCAUACACGCAUCUGCUACAGCAGUGUAAGCCCGCUCCAGGAAGCUGUAGCAAUUGCCUUCAAACAGGCAGAUAGCCUUGGAUUUUGGGAAUCGAGUCGCCUGGAGAUGCAGGGCAAGAUGCGGCGGUUCAACGAUGUUUGGGAUGAGUUGGGGCUACCGUAUUCCAUCCCAGAAGGUGGCUAUUUUGUUCUCGCCAACUUGAGCAAGGUCAAAAUACCGGACGACUACAAGUUCCCUCCUCACAUUUUGGAGAGACCCAGGGACUUCAAGCUCUUCUACUUUCUUGUCCAAGAACUGGGUAUAGCGGCUGUUCCUCCUACAGAGUUCUACAUUGACGAGCAUGCCCACAUGGUGCAUGAUCAUUUGCGGUUCGCAGUAUGCAAGAAUGACGAGGUAUUGGAAGAUGCAAAGGAACGACUCAGGGGUUUGAAGAAGUUCAUUGUUUGA